Molecule: messenger RNA, 261 nt
Organism: Prunus armeniaca (apricot)
Lineage: Eukaryota; Viridiplantae; Streptophyta; Magnoliopsida; Rosales; Rosaceae
Source: the annotation of a GenBank genome assembly
AUGGCAGCAGAGGAGGGACAAGUUGUCAGUUGCCAUACUCUCGAUGCAUGGAACGAGCAGCUCCAGAAGGGCAACGAUUCCAAGAAGCUGGUUGAUGUGGAUGAGUUGAAGUCUGUGGCUCAAGACUGGGCCGUAGAGGCAAUGCCAACCUUCAUGUUCCUGAAAGAAGGGAAGAUAGUGGACAAAGUGGUGGGAGCAAAGAAAGACGAGCUGCAGCAGACUAUAGCAAAGCACGUUGCUUCUGCUUCUGCUUCUGCCUGA